AUGGCCUCCUCGUCGUCCUACUUCCUGCUUGCAGCGGUGGCGUUGGCAGCACUGUUUGCCGUCGGUUCGUGUGGCACCGAGCUCACCCUCACAAUCGGUAAGGACUCCAGCUCCACCAAACUAUCCCUCAUCACCAACGUCGCCAUCUCCGAGGUGUCGGUCAAGCCGAAGGGCGCCACGGAUUUUUCGGACGACCUCAAGGAGUCGCCAGCCAACACCUUUACCCUCGACAGCAAGGAGCCGAUCAAGGGACCUAUCUCCUUCCGCUUCGCUGCGAAGGCUGGUGGCUACCGUGUUGUCGAUGAUGUCAUCCCUGCUGACUUUAAGGCCGGUGCAGUUUACAAGACCGGCAAACAAGUCUGA
Molecule: messenger RNA, 363 nt
Organism: Miscanthus lutarioriparius
Lineage: Eukaryota; Viridiplantae; Streptophyta; Magnoliopsida; Poales; Poaceae
Source: the annotation of a GenBank genome assembly